Messenger RNA from Cornus florida, 1893 nucleotides. RefSeq names its product probable methyltransferase PMT18. Gene Ontology annotation, molecular function: methyltransferase activity. The transcript has 5 exons. Gene Ontology annotation, cellular component: trans-Golgi network; endosome; cytoplasm. The record is from RefSeq and is a predicted model, not a curated record. Bases 1 to 1893 code for a protein of 630 amino acids. Lineage: Eukaryota; Viridiplantae; Streptophyta; Magnoliopsida; Cornales; Cornaceae.
AUGGCCAAGGAGUAUAGUGGAUAUUGGAAGCAAUCGAAGAGGAAGCGUGUGACUUGGGUGGUGGUUGUUAGUGGGCUGUGUGUUAUUUGCUACACAUUGGGAUCUUGGCAGAGUACAAGUCCUGCUCCAACCAGCCGAUCGGAGGUGUACAACAGAGUUGGUUGUGCUGAUGGCGGAUCUCCACCAGUAGUGGCAGGAGACAGCCAUUCAUCAUCAUUUUCAUCUUCUGCCAAUCUCGACUUCGGAAUUCAUCAUCAGUUGGUGGUUAACAGUAGUUCUCAGGAAUCCCAGAAAUUCCCUGCUUGUGAUUUGUCCUACAGUGAAUACACCCCAUGUCAGGAUCCAGUAAGGAGUAGGAAAUUUGAACGGAAAAUGUUGAAAUACAGAGAGAGACAUUGCCCUAACAAGAAAGACCUCCUUCGUUGCCUGAUACCUGCCCCGCCACACUAUAAGACCCCUUUCAAAUGGCCACAGAGCAGGGACUAUGCGUGGUAUGUCAACAUUCCCCAUAAAGAGCUCAGCGUUGAGAAGGCCGUGCAGAAUUGGAUCCAAGUAGAGGGUGAUCGAUUCAGAUUCCCCGGUGGAGGCACCAUGUUUGCCGAUGGAGCUGAUGCUUAUAUUGAUGAUAUUGCUAAGCUCAUACCUCUUAAUGAUGGAAGUAUCCGGACUGCAAUCGAUACAGGCUGUGGAGUUGCCAGUUGGGGUGCUUACCUGUUAAAGAGGGACAUCCUGGCGAUGUCUUUUGCUCCUAGAGACACACAUGAGGCGCAGGUUCAGUUUGCAUUGGAACGGGGAGUUCCUGCUAUGAUUGGCAUCAUGUCUUCACAGAGACUCCCUUACCCUGCUAGGGCAUUUGAUAUGGCUCAUUGUUCCCGUUGCCUGAUCCCUUGGCAGGAAUAUGAUGGAUUAUACCUAAUUGAAGUGGACAGAGUUCUAAGGCCUGGUGGUUAUUGGAUACUCUCCGGACCUCCUAUCCGGUGGAAGAAGUACUGGAAGGGUUGGGAAAGAACCCAAGAAGAUUUGAAAAAAGAGCAAGAUGCAAUUGAGGAUGUUGUCAAGCGUCUGUGUUGGAAGAAAGUGAUCGAAAAGGAUGACCUUGCAGUGUGGCAAAAGCCCAUCAACCACAUUGAUUGCAUAAACAGCAGGAAGAUUUAUGAUACGCCACACAUAUGCAAAUCAGACAAUGCUGAUGCAGCUUGGUAUAAAGAGAUGGAAACUUGCAUAACUCCACUGCCUGAGGUAAACAAGUCAAAUGAAGUGGCGGGUGGUGCAUUGGAGAAAUGGCCCCAUCGUGUGUUUUCUGUUCCUCCAAGAAUAGCCAGCGGUUCAGUGCCUGGCAUAACCCUAGAAAUUUUUCGACAAGAUAGUGAAAUGUGGAAGGAGCGGGUGACACAUUACAAACAUAUUAUUAAUGCCUUACCCAAAGGACGUUACAGAAAUAUAAUGGACAUGAAUGCUUACCUAGGUGGAUUUGCAGCAGCCCUUUUGAAAUAUCCAGUGUGGGUAAUGAACGUGGUAUCUGCCGAUUCAAAUCAGGACACUCUAGGUGUAAUCUAUGAACGUGGCUUAAUUGGGACAUACCAUGACUGGUGUGAGCCAUUCUCAACCUAUCCACGAACAUAUGAUCUCAUUCAUGCAACUGCCCUCUUCAGUAUAUACCAAGACAGGUGUGAUAUUACCUUCAUUCUCUUGGAGAUGGAUAGAAUCCUGCGGCCAGAAGGGAUUGUUAUAUUCAGAGAUGUGGUAGAGGUUCUUGUGAAGGUUAAAAGUAUAACAGAUAGAAUGAGAUGGAAGACACAGAUUCUGGAUCACGAAAGUGGACCUUUUAAUCCCGAGAAAAUUCUUGUUGCUAUCAAAGGUUAUUGGACUGCUGAAGCUAAAAAAGAACUGUAG